Messenger RNA from Solanum pennellii, 1779 nucleotides. RefSeq names its product magnesium transporter MRS2-3. Gene Ontology annotation, molecular function: magnesium ion transmembrane transporter activity. Lineage: Eukaryota; Viridiplantae; Streptophyta; Magnoliopsida; Solanales; Solanaceae. The transcript has 6 exons. The coding region runs from base 90 to 1586 and encodes 498 amino acids. The record is from RefSeq and is a predicted model, not a curated record. Gene Ontology annotation, cellular component: membrane. Gene Ontology annotation, biological process: transmembrane transport; magnesium ion transport.
UGAAAUUUUGGGCGGGUUGGGAGCAUAAUUAGAUACUCUCUGAGCCAUUUGUUCACCGAUUUAGCUUAUCCCGGAGAUUCUAUUAAAUUAUGAGGGGCGUUACUCCGCCGCAGAAGUUUUCCGUUCCGUCGCCGGACGAUGACGCCGAUAUAAUCCGACCCAACACCGUCAUCCCCGGCGGCGUAACCGUGGGCGCUGCUAUGCGAAAGAAGGCCACCGGGGUACGUUCAUGGCUUCUGUUGGAUUCAACUGGACAGACCCAAGUUGUGGAAGCCGGGAAACAUGCAAUUAUGCGGCGGACUGGACUUCCGGCUCGUGAUCUUCGCAUAUUGGACCCACUUCUCUCGUAUCCAUCUACUGUGUUGGGUCGUGAACGGGCUAUCGUCAUCAAUUUGGAGCAUAUCAAGGCUAUUAUUACCGCCCAGGAAGUCCUCUUGCUCAACGCUAGGGAUCCCUCUGUUGCUCCUUUUGUUGAAGAGGUUCAACGGAGAAUUUUGCGUCAUCACCAAGCUACCAAGUCCCAGGAAGCUGGAGGGGGUGGCAAUAAUGCAGACUGGACAAAUCUGUAUGAUCUGGAAGAGCCUCAGUCUGAAGAAGUUUCACCUCCGAACGUCUCUGCAAACUUCCAAUCAAUGGAUGAGAACAAGGCUGAUGGGAAGCAGCUAACGGGUGAGAAUCGAGAUGGGCCGAAGCUUCUCCCUUUUGAGUUUGUUGCUUUGGAGGCAUGUCUGGAGGCUGCUUGCAGUUGCUUGGAUAAUGAGGCAAGGACACUGGAGCAAGAAGCUCAUCCUGCUUUAGAUAAGCUGACUUCAAAGAUUAGUACUCUCAACUUGGAACGUGUUCGUCAAAUCAAAAGUCGCUUGGUUGCUAUUACAGGACGUGUUCAGAAGGUGAGAGAUGAACUGGAGCAUCUACUCGAUGAUGAUGAAGAUAUGGCGGAGAUGUAUUUAACUGACAAGCUGAUGGAACAACUUGAAAAUUCUUCUGUUUCCUCUAUAAGCGGACAAGAUGGCAUCGAUGAGGAAGUUAUUCAGUCGAACAUGGAUGAUAGGGUUCCUGUGGAAAUCUCAAUGGAUGCAAAUGCAGGUUCCACAAGUUAUGAUGCAGACACUCCACAUAUUGACCAACACCAGGAACGUUUGUAUGGUGGCCCUAAUGCUCUUAGCCGAGGUAGUCGUGGGACACAUACUAGCACGACUCGGAGUGCCAUAAGCAAGCAUCUUGACGUAGAGGAGCUUGAAAUGCUCCUAGAAGCAUACUUUGUUCAAAUUGACGGUACAUUGAAUAAACUGAACACUCUACGUGAGUAUGUGGAUGACACAGAAGACUACAUCAACAUCAUGCUGGAUGACAAGCAGAACCAUCUGUUGCAAAUGGGAGUCAUGUUAACAACGGCAACUCUUGUGGUUAGUGCCUUUGUUGUUGUGGCUGGAAUUUUCGGUAUGAACAUUAACAUUGAACUGUUCGACGAAAAAAAAGCUGGGAUGCCGGAAUUCUUAUGGACAAUCGGUGGUGGUGCCACUGGCAGUCUCUUCUUAUAUGUAGUUGCAAUUGCCUGGGGUAAGCACAAGCAAUUGCUCGAGUGAACAGAGAGAAUUGUGAAGAUAUUGACAUGUAAUUCAAUUUGACAGAUAAAAAAACAAGAUAAUGUGAAUUAUAUAGUGUGCUAUAUAACAAGUGUAUCUGAUUCUCCGAAAUAAUUAUUAAACUUGAAAAUGUAUAUUUUAGCUCAACCAUGUUUUUUUUGAUGAAUGGUUUCAAGUGAUGGAAUUUAUUUUA